AUGGAAUACGGAUUGUGUCUCUUGUUUCACGACCAUAUGAACAGCACAUCAGUUGAUCACACUACCGUUUCCCAAGAUGCAGCGGGGAUUCACCAACUUCUAAUCAAGCAAAUGUCAUACGUGGAAAACAGCUUACAACUCCUUACAGAUGAAGUCUCAAGUCUUAAAAGAAAUCGGUCAAAAGCUGACACGGAAAUUUCCAACUUAAAGCGGAGACUUGAAUCCACUGAACAACAUAAUCAAGAUUUAAAGCAAAAACUUCAAACUUCUGAACAACAGAUUACAGACUUGUCACUGAAAUUGUUGUCACUAGAAGACAUGUGUAAUCGGACAGAUAACUUAAGUCAAAACUGGAACCUUCAAGAAGAGAAACUUAAGAAAAUCGAAAGUGAUGUAAGCAGCACAGUGUCAUUAACAAGAACUUUAGCUGUCAAUAGUGAAAAGAAUAGAAACAGAACAUCGAUAACAGAAAACAACGUGUCUAUUCUAAAAAAUGAACUUAGAAAUGUUCAUUUACACCUAGUGAAAGCAAGCAAUAUUACAAAUCCCAUUGGAUUUACUGCUGGGUCAACAAUUAGCAAUUCUUUUUCUGGUUCAACUCUGCUCUUUAACAAACUGAUCUACAGCAUUGGUGGUGGUUAUGAUACUUCUACAGGUGUUUUCACUUCACCUGUGACAGGUGAUUUUGUUUUUUAUGUUGUGGCGGUCUCAGAUUCCAUCACUGAUCUGUUUCUGGACAUUGUGUUAAACGGUGCUGCAAAAGUGAGAACAUACUCUUGGACUCCAACAUCACCACAUAUCGUUCAAACAGGAACAAAUGUAGCUGUUCUACAUCUUCAGACUGGAGAUAAGGUUUGGAUAAAGAAUCAUAAUGGUGGAGGAUACCGCGCAGAUAGAGGUGUACCUAUUGUUACCUUUAGUGGCUUUCGAUUAUAA
Molecule: messenger RNA, 936 nt
Organism: Saccostrea cuccullata (small rock oyster)
Lineage: Eukaryota; Metazoa; Mollusca; Bivalvia; Ostreida; Ostreidae
Exons: 2
Coding region: 1-936 (311 amino acids)
Molecular function (GO): protein binding
Source: RefSeq, a predicted model, not a curated record